CAGGAGGGGAGGGGGUGGGGUGGCCGAGCCAGACCUCGCAGGAUUAAGUCCUUCUGCUGACAGCAUCCAGCCCAAACCCGCCCUUCCACACACUCGCACGCUGUGCUCCAUCCCUGUCCCACGCUCGGAUUCAGCCCAAAUCUGACACCUCGCGCCGCCUGGACACCUCCGAUCCACUCACACACCCCCCCAGAGCCGGUGGUGGUCCCACCUACAGCCACGAGAUGCUGCUCAUGUGGAGAAGCCCCCUCACGCCGGUGGAAAACUACACUGGGGCUUUUGUGUGAGGGAGGGCGAACAUGCGCCGAGACGAAACGGCACCGUGUACUCGGACCAGAAGAAAGAAAUAGCGCUGAAGUGGCGAUUCCUCUAAACCAAAUCUCAAAUCUGAUUGGUCCUGAUGGUUGUAAAGGCCCUCCUGCGCUACCCCUCAGCCAGUGCAUGCAGGAAGGAUGUGAGAGCCAGUCAGAUUGAGGAAUUUCUGUGUUUUGAAGUUUUUAAGGCACAAAUCACUCCCAGUUAGAUGGAGGAGAGAGAGAGGAGCAGGAGUCGCUCCCCACGUAGGGUCCGUCGAGUGGAGCAGGUUGUCGGGAGAUGGCUGCGCCGCUCACGAGACUCCCUCAGCAGGGAGCGUAUUCUGGGGGACAGGAAGUCAAGUCGCUCAGAGGACAGUGGUCAGCAGCAUUUUCCAGUGAAGGAGACAGUGGAGGUGAUCAGAGACGCCGUACUGGACUCACAUGGCUUCACCCUCUCCACACAGCUCCCCCUGCUGGUCAGGGAUGUCACUCCAGGAGGACCAGCAGAUGGUCGUCUCUUACCUGGUGACCAAGUGCUGAAAGUGAAUAACAAAGCCAUAGAGGAUCUGUCUCCGGAACAUGUUGAGAACAUGAUCAGGGAGUGCCAGGAUUCUGUUACCAUGACGAUCCUCAGAAAUAUGCUGAACCCCAAGUCCUCGUUCAUGAGUGCAGAAAAGAGAGCUCGCUUGAGAAGAAAUCCGGUUAAAGUGCGCUUUGCCGAGGAGGUGGUCGUCAACGGACACACUCAGGGAAACUCUCUUCUCUUCCUGCCCAAUGUGCUGAAGGUCUACCUGGAGAACGGGCAGACCAAAGCCUUUAAAUUUGAUAAGACCACAACCGUCAAGGAUAUCGUGCUGACUCUGAAAGACAAGCUGUCGAUUCGCUCUAUUGAGCAUUUCUCUUUGGUGCUAGAACAGCAGUAUAGCAUCACCAAACUCCUAUUACUGCACGAAGACGAGCUCAUACAAAAGGUGGUGCAGAAGAAGGACUCUCAUGAUUAUAGAUGUCUGUUCCGAGUGUGUUUCAUCCCUAGGGACCCUGUGGAUCUGCUACAUGAUGACCCAGUUGCCUUUGAAUACCUCUUCCAUCAGAGUGUAGGUGAUGUGCUGCAGGAGCGCUUUGCAGUAGAGAUGAAGUGUAACACUGCUUUAAGGCUAGCAGCGCUGCAUAUGCAUGAAAGAAUGGCCAGCUGUGGGCAAACUACCAGAACAUCUGUCAAAAGCAUCACUAAGGAAUUUGGCUUAGAGAGCUUUAUUUCUCCUACAUUGCUGAGGAACAUGAGAGAGAAGGACCUAAGAAAAGCCCUCACAGGUCAUAUGAAGAAGAUCCAAUCACUGCUGGAGCCUCGCCAGAAAGUAAUCUCUGUAUCUCAGGCCAGGUUGGCUUAUUUAACUCAGAUGGCAGAGCUGAUUUCAUACAGUGGAAGAAGCUACAAUGCCACCAUGCUGCUGCAGGACCGGGAGUCAUUGGUGAGUUUGUUGGUGGGAGCCCGGUAUGGUGUUAGUCAGAUCCUAAACCACAAGCUCAACAUGAUCUCCACCAUCAUAGACUUCCAUUACAUCACCCGCGUGGAGGUGCUCUCAGAGUCUGACAGAGUCAGCAUGGUAAAGAUCUACCUGCAUGACAUCCAGCCCCUGGCCUUGCUAAUGGAUUCAGUAGCUGCUAAGGACUUGGCCUGUCUGCUGGCUGGCUACUGCAGAUUGUUGGUGGACCCCAACAUGAAUGUGUUCCGCUGGGGUCCUCGCCCUAAAAUACGUCGAAUACCUUUGGACGAAGGCUAUGGAUUCCGCUGUGGCAGUGAUUCAGAGGAGAGCUCAGAGGAGGAUUACUCCAUGGACAACCUCCUGGACAUGCAACACUCUGAAGACACAGUAUCAAUUCACACAAACGAUGGGAGAGAAGAUGAGAAGGUUGAAGAGAUUAAGCAAGAGGCCAGCUCAGAGACAGUAAGAGUAUAUGUGACCCAUGCAGAAGAAGAAAAUAAAGCAGUGGAAGGUGGUCUAGAUGGAACAAGUACAAGUGGUUCUGUUGAAGAUGAGGACUAUGCAGCAAGAGUAGAUGCACUUCUGGAGACGGGGUGGUACACUGAUCCAAGGGUUAAUAGCAGCUUCUCUAGUCUGUCCAGUAACUCCCUCAAUGCGCUGGAGGAGAGCAGCAGGGCAUCCGCUACAGGGCCUGGUCAUGUGGACAGUUUUCUGGAGGAGAUACCCAAAUCAGAUCAGGCGACUGGGACUAGCCUGGAUGUGCACCAUCCAUACCUACUAGAGGUGCCCGAAAAGCGAAAUCAGAAGGAGGAUUUAGAAAGCCCAAUGCGACCUUCUGACCUUCCCUAUAGUAGACAUCCGGGCUUGCUCUCCCAAAUGGCUGACUACCUCCCCAGCCCACCUGAAGCCAGUGAUGAUGCACUUAGUGAUGAGGAUGAGGAGGUUAGAGAUGAAAAUGGAAACGAUAGACUCAUUUUAGGCAUGUCUGCAGACCUAGAAGCUGUUUUGGCAUCAGGUAGUAGCAACAGCAUAAAAGCUACUGGCGUCAAUGUUCAAGCACUCUUAACAAGAAUACGUAGCCAUCCAACAUGUAAGCUAGAAUGGAAAAAUCCUGGCCGUAUGCAUAGGGAGGGACUAAAAUCAAAGGGACCAUUGGCCAGAGUAAAACCACCACCUCCUCCUCCACCUCCAAGGACAGUGUCUGUAAGGAUCCCUGAAACCUCAAAGGACCUCAGAGACAGUGCUACAGAAUCAGAAGAUGAAUUUUUUGAUGCCCAGGAUCGUCUUACACCACCUAUCUUGGAACAUGCUGCAGAGAAAAACACAAAUGUGAGUAGCAAGGAGCAUGGUCUGGGAGUGAAUGAUAUCAAGAUCAGUGUCGAGGAGACAGCAGGACAUGGAGACAUGCAGAACACAGAUGAGAAAAAACACACUACUUUACCCAGUAGAAACAACCGAAAUACAAAUCCUUCCCUCCUUAAUCAUCUCACUCCUGAGGCAACUGUUCUUGAUAACCAAGAGUUUGAGGUUCAUCAGCCUUCACUGACUCUGCUUUCUCAGCGAACCCUGCUUGAAUCUAAGCCUGUUGUGGAUGAUCACAUCUCAGAGCAGGGGCAACAGUGUAAUGGAGAUAUUCCAGGCCGCAAUGCGCACCUGUCUUCUGAGCUUUUAGAGAUGGAGCCUGACACUAUGGAGUUUAAGCCUGUUACUACAGCUGGACCACCACUGUCUUCCCCCUUAAUCAAGGCAGUGCGGCAAGCUAAAUCUCAGCCACCAGCCUCAAUGGAUCCUCUACUUUUGAAUGGAUCGAAACAGCAAAAUCAAAUUUCCAAUCUUGCCCCAGUCUUUUGUCAACAUAUUAAAACUCCUGAUACCCAAAGAGUCAUAAUACCAACAGAGACUCCAGAGGAUACAAAAGAUAAAACAGAAAACCAAUCACUGCCUUUUCCCCAAACCAAGACAGAAGAGAAUAAGUUAUCAUCUGUUUCUGCCAAACCUCCUGUACCUCCAAAACCCACAUCUAUUGUUUCUCAACAAACAUCAAUUUCAAAUAUUGCACCUGCUCUAAAAACAGAAGGCAAAAACCAAGUACCUCCGAAUGGCCUCUCCUUGCACCCCUGGUCCCAGCGUAAUGGGGCCGUCUCAGCCCCUGUUCUAAGUAAGGGUGUUUCUCUGAGCCAUGAGAAUCUUAGAAGUGAAAUAAAGACUGAAAACCCAACUGUCAAGGGGACCAGUGCAUCAACUACUCCAACCCCUACUUCCACCCCAGCUCCAUCUCCAUCUGUGGCCAUCAGAGGGUCAAUAAGCAUGGAUCCCAAAGAUCCGUUUGGGAUUGGGAUGAGCUUCCCUAACAGGACUUCUUCUGGACGCCUGUCUGCUUCAGCACUACGUGGGAAGAUCCAAGACAUGCCUUGGUAUCUUACCCGAUCCCAGGAAAUUUUGGGUACGAUAGCACUCAGCGGAGAUAUAUCAGCAGACACUAAGGCAUCAAAGGAUGGAGGUGAGCACAAGGAACCUAAGAAGGAAUCACCAAAAGCUACUUCAGUACCUUCUUUGAAUGACUGGAAAGAGAAAGAUGCUGAAGUUGUUGUUGUAAAACUUAAAGACGUGCCGCAAGAAGCGACCUCACUUGUAAAAGAGACCAGUGGGAAUACUCCAUUGUCUGGUCAUUCAGAAUGGCAGAAUAGGUUGCAUGACUCUGUUGAAUUGUUGUCACACUUGGGAACAUGCAAUUCUGAACAACCCCAGUCCCAAAACAACAAUGGUAAAAAGGAUACUCUGGAAAGGCCCUCUCCUCCAUCAAGCACCAGCACAACCCAUCGAGAAGCAUGCGGCUGCCAUACUGUUUAUGCCAACUGUUUCAGUGGAGAUACAGAUGACGUAUGUGGCUUUGAUGAUGACCUGACAGUGUACGAGUUUUCCCGUCAGAAACGGAGCAUCAAGCCACCCCAGACUUCCACUGCACCUGCCUCUCUCUGCCCCCCUACACCAAACAUCCUGUCCCUGCUCAGAGAUUCACCUCAUCCCCUCUCGACCUCCUCAGAACUCAGUCCCCUCCUUACCCCACCCCGGCCACUUGAACCUCGACCCCUGGGCCGUGGCCCAUUGGAGAAUCCACUGCGGGACCUCCAGGGAAGACGGUACCUAACAGGCCCAAAAGGUACAGGGCUUAAAGGGGGAUACGUUUCGCUGCAUAAAGACAUAGAUGAGCUUCUGCUGGUUCUUAAGAAUGGAGAGACUGCAAUAAAUCCUUCAUGCCACAAGGGGCACUGUGAAAAGGGCAUGAAUGGGCACUCCUUUUCAGAAACAGAGCGCUGCCUGGUGCAGGCUGAGGCACGGAGGCUGGCGUCAGGAUGCCAGCGUGCAACACGUGUUGGCUGGGCCCCGGACGAUGCCCUCCUCUCUCUAGGCAACAGCUUCGGAGCUCUGGUGCAUCUGUCAGCAGCUUGCCUCAGAGUUUCCUGCUCAGACUGUGGAGGUUGCCAUGGCGAUAUUGAUGGAGCCGAGGCCCUGAGGAAGCUUCAAGAAAUUGUGUGUCUGUACAAGGAGUUUGUGACAGCAGUGGAAACAGCACAAGAGGCAGAGGGCGUCAGGCUGUUGGCCAGACAGUGCACGGUUCUAAUCUCCACAGUCUUUUCUCUUACACAGCUCUUCAGAACGCAUACGCCAGACACAGACAAUAGACACUUACCCUUGAACUUUUGAACUUUGAUGAACUAAAACUGAACAAAGAACUCAAAAAGGGAAUGGUGUUCCCUCUCUUUGCAUUUAAAGACUAUGAAUGUGUGCUGGCACACAUGAAAGGAACGCAAGUGCCGUAAACCACAGACACAUACACACUACACACAAGCAAAUAAGUCUACCCAAAAGUUAAACUUUGUUCCUCUAAUAGUGUUGGUCUUGCCAAGUCUCCUUAUGAACUUACAUGGGUUAUGCAUUUAUUGAUAUAUAUACAGUAGCUAUUUUCUAACAAUUCCUUAUGUCUUCAAGUAUGUACGGUAUGUAUUUGAGGACUUAUUUAUUUUUACAUACUAUGUGUGUGCACCGUGGAUUCUAACCUAUAUCUAUGUUUUUGUUUUGGUCUAUGUAAAUUCCUACCUCUCUGUCCAGUAACCAUGGAAACCUGAAAGAAAUGGACAGUAUUAGGAUGUCCCGUUUGUUUUUAUUUUUGUUUUGUUGUGCUGCUCUUCAGUGGUUUAGGCGUGGUACUUGAUUAGAAGGACAAAGCUAAGCCAACGCUCCUCUUACCCUUCCUUCUGACCGUAUGUACAAAUAAUAGAUGCUAGGAAAGAUAAAGAAAACACUCAGUAACUCAAGAAUAGUGCGCAGUAAUUUCAGUUAGUUAUCCAAAGUAUUUUUCUUUGUUUUUAUGUGAAAGAUGGACAAAAAAUGGAAUAUAACAGUGGCUGGGUGGCAAUAGAAAUGUGAUGGUUUGGAAUUUUCUAUCUGUAUGUCGGUGUGAACAUUUGAUGUUAGUUUUUAUAUUAGCCAGUUAGUUGACUGUUAAUAGUAGCGAUUCGUUUUAUCCAAAGACAUUAUAGCACAAAAGGUGCUUUUUUUCAUAAUGAAGUCAUCACCGUUCACGGAUAACACUCUGACUAAUUGAAUAACACUAGUUUAACUACGGUAUUUUCACUUGUGUUUAUUUUAUUACUAUGCAAGUGUCACCGCUGAAGUUUUCCACAUAUCAUUCUUUCCUAUGUUGGGUAUUUUAUAUAUCAGAUCAAAACUGUUUGAAACUGUUCUUGAUCACUAAUAUUAAUUUAGUUUUGAUAAGAGGGCUUCCCGAAGAAACCUAAGCCUUAUUCUUGAUCUGGAAGGGUUUUAAAAAAUAUCCUGGGUCAAGGCCAAAUUUCAGUUAUUAUGCAAUUGCAACAUGGAUCCCAGUUUGCCUUCUGCUGAUUAGAGGCAAAAAAAUAUUGCCAAGGAUGUUCUUUCACUUCUGCUACCAUUUCGAUAGUGUUAGACAACCCUAAAUUCAAUCAGUACUUUAUAGCAUAGGUAGCAUUCAGCAUUUCAGCAAUUCAAGUUGAUACCAGAUCUACAGUGCUUUGCACAAGUACAAAUCCACCCUUUGUUUAUUUAAUUUCCAGUUUAAAUGGAAGUCAAAAGUUAUUCAUUUUAAGGAGCUAUUCCAGAUAAUCCAAUAUAAUGAAGGGGAAAGUCAAAGGAAAAUAACACAGGAGUUUCCAAAACUACAGUUAAAAAUAAUUAAAAAGCAUCAAUAAAAAGAAACUCCUAACAACAGUGCAGGAUCUGGUAGUCCACCAAAAUUGUGACCAUGAGAUAAAUAUUCCUUAAAGCUUUCAUAUUUGAGAGAGAGGAGAAAAUAUAGCUCAACUCUUGCUUUAGGUUUGAAAAAAAUCCACAGGUGUUUCUGUCCAUCCUUCCACUGUGAGAAGACAAGUCAGCACUAUGAGUCUGAAAGGAUGUGUAGCUGUCAAGAAGCCCUUACUGAGAAAAUGAAAUAGACAAAAAAGUGUAAAGUCUGCAAAACGAAACAAAGAAACUGCUGAUGUUCUCAGACCAAUUAACUGACCACCCGAGAGAUAAUGUGUUUGGGAUUUGUUGCAUCACAAGAAGCAUAAAAUGCAACCAACUCCUAAGACUGAACUUUGGAGGUGUGGAAAAAUAUCCCUGCAGAUUUUUGUAAAAAACAAAAAGCAAAUGUCUAGAAAAAAAACUGUAGCUGUGAUAAAGGCUAAAUGUGGACACUGAAAACUUUUAUAAAUAUUAAAUUUAGUUGUUGAGGCUGCUUUUCUUCCUGAUGGCAAAAAACAAGUAAUUUAUACUUAAUGGACCUUAUGAGCUGAAACUGACUAAAGGAAGGGUGGUCUCAGACGUGCGCAGUACUGCAUAUUGGGCAAUGCUUGAGAUUUGGAUCUGUUAGAGGGCCUGGCUCUAGAUCAGUGCAAAGAGGCUCUUGAGAGCUCUGAAUGAUGAUGACCAGAUAAUGUGACCUGCUCUUUAAGGCUCAUUGAUCUAAUAUGACAUGAACCAUUUUCAGCACUUAACUGAGUUCACUACAUUAUAGAGGAGCUUCCAGGUGGGAACAGUACUGUGUCACACACACAGCCAAGACAGCAUAUCUAAUAAUAUAGUCAGAUGUCGCAAAGUUGUGCUUGAGGUAACAGGUCAUGAGAACAGAAUGAAGAGAUCUUGAAGAAGCAAGUUUUCUUAUACAUACUCAAUACUGAAUUUGUGGUCAAGUGAUCUGUUGAUGUUUUAUAAUUUUGUAGCACGUCAGCACAAGUUAUGACACUAAUCUCUACACUGUCAGAGAAGUCUUUUAUCCAACUACCUGAAUGAGGUCCUGUAGCUGUGGGCGAUUCUUGGAAUGAGAUGUGUUAUCUUAAUUGUAGCAAAGGAAGAGGAAAUGAAAAUGUGAAAAUGCUUCUAUUCUGACUGCACAAAAAGCCAGACUAGGCAAGCGAGAAAUUGACUGAAGUGUAAAGUAAGAAAAAAAAAAAUGAAGGGACAAUCCUGUCAUUUUGCAUUCCUUCAACGAUUAAAGGAUGGAUUUGAAUGGAA
Pygocentrus nattereri (red-bellied piranha) is the source of this 8311-nucleotide messenger RNA. RefSeq names its product FERM and PDZ domain containing 1b (gene frmpd1b). The coding region runs from base 524 to 5485 and encodes 1653 amino acids. The transcript is spliced from 18 exons. The record is from RefSeq and is a predicted model, not a curated record. NCBI's taxonomy places the organism in Eukaryota, Metazoa, Chordata, Actinopteri, Characiformes, Serrasalmidae. Gene Ontology annotation, molecular function: protein binding. Gene Ontology annotation, cellular component: cytoskeleton.